Messenger RNA from Raphanus sativus (radish), 1428 nucleotides. Its product is annotated as AAA-ATPase At5g17740. The record is from RefSeq and is a predicted model, not a curated record. The coding region runs from base 47 to 1249 and encodes 400 amino acids. Gene Ontology annotation, molecular function: ATP hydrolysis activity; ATP binding. NCBI's taxonomy places the organism in Eukaryota, Viridiplantae, Streptophyta, Magnoliopsida, Brassicales, Brassicaceae. The transcript has 2 exons.
UCAUAAAUAUAGAGAACAUAUACUAGGGUUGCGGCGGUUAUAUAUCAUGAUGAUCAAAUUGAUCAAAUCAAUGUUUCAGGCAAUAACUCGUCCGAUUCAAAACCUGAUCAUCGCUUAUCUCCGGUAUCUUCUCGGCUCUCCUUCAUUGACUGAUACAAAACGUGAUCAUCACGUCACCACGCUUGUCAUCGAACACUCAGGCGAGUUUGGUAGGGAAAACGUCCUCUAUUCCGCCACUCACGCUUAUGUUUUCAAUAAGCUCGGCAUUCACUCGGACAGUUACCAUGUCGGCGAACUCACAUUAGCCGAUAGCUACCAAGGGUUCGAGCUCAGCUGGAGGAUUUUCUAUAAUAGAACUAUUGGAAGGGAAUCAUUCGAGCUGAGAUUUGACAAAAGACACAAAGACUUGGUCUAUAACUCUUACCUACCUUACUUAGAGAGCAAGGCAAAGGAGAUGAUGACAAUUCCGGAGGUGCACAUAUAUUCUCACUCCUUUGACACUUGGGAGACCAAGCCCCUUGAGCACCAUUCGACCUUUGAAACAAUUGCUAUGAAGGAAGAGCUCAAGCGUGACCUUAUCCACGAUCUUGAUAUGUUCGUCGGAGGGAAAGAUUUCUACGAUAGAGUUGGGAGUCUUUGGACGAGAAGUUACUUGCUGCAUGGUCCACCGGGGACGGGGAAGACUAGCCUGGUGGUUGCUAUGGCUAAGUACCUUAACUUCAAUGUCUACGACCUACAGCUCUCGAGACCAGUGGAAAGCUACUUCGAUCCAAGAAAAAUGCUUUCAGGAGUCAUGAACAACUCUAUUCUCCUCGUAGAGGAUAUAGACGAGGGAUCGACGGUGUUUGCAUUAUCGAAGCUGUUGAGAAGCCUAACACUAGGGACACCAUGCGGAGAACCAUGCAUCGUAAUAUUCACGACAAAAAACAAGGAUAUGAUUGACCCAACAUUGCUAAGUCGUAUCAGUAUGGAAAUUUACAUGGGACAUUGCUGUUUUGAAGGCUUCAAAGUGUUGGCGUCUAACUACUUGGGCCUCUCUCAUGUCGACAAUGAUGAGCCACACCGUCUCUAUCCAGACAUCAAGCAUUUGAUUGAUGGACAAGUACUUAUCACACCUGCUCUAGUCACGGUGGAGCUAAUGAAGAGCGAUGAUGUUGAUGAGGUACUCGAAGGUCUGGUGAAGACUUUGGAGAGUUUAACAUCAGAUAAGAUUGAUGAAGAUGAGGGAAGACAUUUGCCAUGUAUAUGACGAGUCAUAUAAACUUGAAGCGAGUCUUGCUAAUCUUCCACAAUAUCUAUUAAAAAUAAUAAUUAAAUUUACAAGUAACCAAAUUUUAUGUAUUGAUGAUUAUUCUUUUAGUUUAUUAAAAGAUCGUGUGAUCCGCGGGUGCUGGUCAUCCUCACUGCCUAUAACUCGGUCAUCUAACA